Messenger RNA from Salvelinus sp. IW2-2015, 405 nucleotides. Lineage: Eukaryota; Metazoa; Chordata; Actinopteri; Salmoniformes; Salmonidae. The record is from RefSeq and is a predicted model, not a curated record.
UUUAGAAACUUUGUUGAUUCUUGCCUUCAGAAAAUCCCCGUGACUCGUGAGAUGCAGGAGCACGAGCAGGACAGUGAGCUCAGGGAGCAGAUGUCUGGUUAUAAGAGGAUGAGACGGCAGCACCAGAAACAUCUGAUGGGUCUGGAGAACAAGCUGAAGGCUGAGAUGGAUGAGCAUCGUCUCCGUCUGGACAAAGAGCUGGAGAGUCAGAGGAACAGCUUCGCCCAGGAGAUAGAGAAACUGGUGAAGAGACACCAGGCUGCUAUGGAGAAAGAUGCGAAGACCUUUAACAACGAUGAGAAGAAGUUCCAGCAGCACAUUCAGGUCCAGCAGAAGAAAGAACUCAGCAGCUUCCUGGAGUCGCAGAAACGAGAGUACAAACUACGCAAGGAGCGGCUCAAAGAG